CGCGUUCCCGACGCGUGUGGAAAACGAAGCGCAAGAUGACGACGUUGAUGGCGGCGGUCGUCCCCGGUCGCUCCCCCGGGGCUCGCCUCCUCCUCCCCGCGGGGACAGCGCCUCCCUCCCCGCUGCGGGGCCACUAGACGCCGCCUUCGGAGCUCCGUCAGCCGGGGAGAGAACGCCAGUGGAGCCGCCCACCCCGCAGCCGGUGCACGCACGGCCCCGCUCGGCCUGGUCGCUCGCUUUGGUUCAUUAUUAUUCAUUUAUACAUAUACAUUUUCAAAAAAUGACUUCUUGAUGGAUAACGCGCGCGCCCAGUGAGCCGAGAUGGAGACCAUGGAGAGGGAGUGCAGCGCGCUGGGGGGACUCUUCCAGAAAGUCAUCGCGGACAUGAAGGGCAGUUAUCCCGUGUGGGAAGACUUUGUCAGCAAAGCCGGCAAACUGCAGUCACAGCUCAGGACGACGGUGGCGGCGGCGGCGGCCUUCCUGGACGCCUUCCAGAAGGUGGCGGACAUGGCGACCGGCAGCCGAGGGGCGACGAGGGACAUCGGCUCAGCGCUCACCAGGAUGUGCAUGAGGCACCGCAGCAUCGAGGCCAAACUCAGACAGUUCUCCACGUUGUUUGUGGAUUGCCUCAUCAACCCGCUCCAGGAGCAGAUGGAGGAGUGGAAGAGAGUCGCCAACACUCUGGACAAGGACCACGCCAAAGAGUACAAGAAAGCGCGUCAGGAGAUCAAGAAGAGAUCUUCGGACACUCUGAAGCUGCAGAAGAAAGCCAAGAAAGCUGAUGUCUUCGGUCGCGGGGACAUCCAGCCGCAGUUGGACAACGCCAAGCAGGAAGUGAGCGACAAGUACUUCCUGCUGGAGGAGGCGGAGAAGCAGGCGGUGAGGAGAGCCAUGGUGGAGGAGAGGAGUCGCUUCUGCUGCGUGGUCGCCAUGCUCCGGCCCGUCGUGGAAGAGGAGAUGUCCAUGCUUGGAGAGAUCAGUCACCUUCAGACGCUGACCGACGACCUGAAGAUGUUAACCAUGGACCCUCACAAGCUGCCAGCUGCCAGUGAACAGGUGAUUGUUGACCUGAAGGCGUCAGAGUGCACCUGGUCCUAUCAGACUCCGCCCUCAUCUCCAAGCACCACCGUGUCCAGGAAGUCCAGCAUGUGCAGCAGCCUGAACAGCGUGAACAGCAGCGACUCUCGCUCCAGCGGCUCCCGCUGCCACUCUCCCACCUCGCACUUCCGCUACCGCGCCUCCUCCUCGUCCUCCUCGGCUCUACCGCAGCAGACGCCCGCCCGCCUCUCCUCGGUGUCCUCCCACGACUCGGGCUUCAUCUCGCAGGACGCCUCCCGGUCCAAGUCGCCCUCCCCCAUGCCUCCGGACCCCUCGCAGUUGUCCGAUGGUUUGGACCGUCCCGCUCACCCCUGGCUGUGCGGCGUGUUACAACAAGACAUCCACUUCCAUUCACCAUACUUGCCCUCCUCAUCCUUCUCUUCCUCCACCGCCACCUCACCCUUGUCCCCGCCGUCCCCUUCGACCCUCUCGCCCGUCCGGUCUUCUCGUUUGGCCGACUUCCCGCCCUUCUGCUCCUCCGCGACCUCAUCAUCGAGCCGGGUCCCGUCCUGGAAGGACUGGGCCAAGCCGGGCCCGUACGAUCAGACCGUGUUCAACGCCCUGAGGAAGGGCAAGGAGAGGAGGGAGGCUGUUGACCCCCAAGGAGAGGAGCUACAAGGGGGCAAAGGAAGCCCCCCUGUGUCAUCACCCAAGGAGGACAGGGAGGCCCACGUGGAGCUGGCGAAGGCGCUGGCCCGCAGUCUCCACUUGGACUUCCACGGCUCCAGCAGGGACUCGCUGCAGGGCUCCAGCGGCUACAGCAGUCAGACCAACACACCGUGCUGCUCCGAGGACGCUGGCCCCGCCCAAGACUGCGACUACUUCUCCAUGGCAGCGGACCACGAAGGCGACCGCCAGAAUCCCGACGUGGACAAGUCGCCCGGCGUCCCGCGGCCCAGCGACCACUCUCAGUCCUGCCGCCGCUUGUUUCAGUCCAAGCGUCCCGCGUCGGCUUGCGUGCUCCCCGGCCCCGCCGCGGUGGUGCCGCCGGGGGUGGCCACCAUUCGGCGGACGCCGUCCUCCAAACCCAACCUGCGACGCCCGUCGGGAGGCCUCGCUUUGGGCCCCAUCCCCAUCAAGCCGCCCAUGAUCCCGGUCAAGACCCCCACCGUGCCGGACCACGCCGGCUUCCCUCGGGGCAGGACGUCCGAGGACGGCAACGCCCCGCGGAACCCCGUGAGCCCCCCGAGCACUCCCCUCUCACCGGGGAGCAGCGGAACCUUUUCGCCUCACGUUGAUCGCGGCCGGGGGUCCGAGCCGGACCGACGUCCUCUGCCGGAGCUGCUGGAGGAGACGGAACACGGGGACGGGGCGGACGACUUCUUGGUGGCCAUCCGGCGCGGCGUCAAGCUGAAGAGGACGACGACCGACGACCGUUCGGCACCCAGGAUCCACUGAGCCCGACAAACGGUUUCUCCGAUGCUGCAGCGGUUUUGUCGCAAACAAAACGGACAAAGUGAGUCACACAUUUCCCCGUUUGGGACGUCCCCAACUGAAGCGCUUAUCCCUUUAAGAGUCAACAAUCGGACUUGUCUGGAGGACGUUUUGUCCAGGAGGUGUCAAACGCGAGCGGCGUGUGACUCACGCGUGAAAACACGGCGGUCGAUGUCUUUUCUUUUUGCACGCUCUCCGCUUAAAAUGCCAAAAUCUGCUCCGGUAUCUCAUUUAUUCUGCUUCACUUGACCGUGAGGGCAAAGGUGACGACAGGACGCUGGAGUUUGCCUUUCGGACUGAAAGCGUUUGGCAUGUUGUUGCUGUUUUUAUCUCCGCCGUGUUGUCGAUUAUUGAUCGUUGUCGACGAUCUCACCGCGCUUUUGGCCCGAUACGAUUCGUAACGCGAUAACAUACGUAUGUUGGGUUUUUACCGUUUAUUUUUGCAGAGGCGUACAGGGGUCAAGUCAGGUAGAGUUUAUUUAUGAUUUGUUACGCCGACAUGUUGUGGAUACAUUGAAGUGUGUGUCAUCAUAUAUAAUAGACUUAACGACGUAACGAUGUUAUCGUAGACACACUCGCGGUGUACGGAGGUAGGUUUCCAUGUCUCACACUGAAUCACGAGCGAAGGUGUCGCGUGAAGACUCUGAAGGACACCACGUCGGCUCUGUACAAAAUGGAAGCUAAGAAUUAGUUAGGUGAGUAGUUGAGUGUCAUCGAUCCCCUGCCAAGCGAGGGAUCUCCUUCUCAACCUUCUUGUACACGAUGGCUGGACUCUGUCCGUCGUGUGGCUGAUGCGCCGAGCAGAUGAAGCUGAAUGUGACGAGCCUCCAAAAGUCUACGCUCGCAAUCAUUUCAGCCUUGGAGAGUUCAAUACACAAAUCAUUUUUUUUUUAAAUGGUCAGGUCCAGUGUGUGUGUGUGUGUGUGUGUGUGUGUGUGAUUGUUGCUUGUCCUACUCGCACACAAGUCUUGCGCGCAUUUAAUGUCUGGAGAUUCUCAUGGUAAUCCGCAAAAAAUGAUUUUGCCGGUUAAAUGGUGGCAACACGUCCCAAUUGUUGUUUUUGGACCAUUGCUCAGGAACUAGGUUGAAGUGAGUUGAGGACUUUCAUGUAGACAAAGCGAGUGCUUUACUCCUAGCAUCUUGGUGCCAAGGAACUAUGUUGAAGUGAAAUGUGAAACAUUUAGACAAAAGUUGGGCUGUCACCAUCGUGUGGCAUUUUGGUCCCAGCAAACUAUUUAGAAAUUAAUGGUGAAGCUACAUUUAGACAAAAGUAGUGGUUUGCUGCCAUUCGGUGGUAUCUUGGUGCCAAGGAACUAUGUUGAGGAGCUUUAUUUAGAGAAAAAGUAGUGCUUUGCCACCAUGUUUUGGUGUCUGACUGCCAAGGAACUAUGUUGAAGUGAGUUUAGGCGUUUCGUGCAGACAAAAGUAGUGCUUUGCCACCAUCUUGUGGUAUCUUGGUGCCACGGAACUAUGUUGAAGUGAUUUGAGGAGGUUCCUGUAGACACAAGUAGCUCUUUGCCGCCAUCUUGUGGCACCUAAAGGCACUUCUAAACCUUUUUGGGGGGCAUGUCAAGUACUUGCGGAGUUUUGCUUGUCAUCUGUCCAGAAUGUGUACAUUGUUGUCCUCAAAUGUCCUUUCCUCUUUUUGAGAUGCAAAUGAACCGCUGAGUCCGGACCCCCAAGUAGGCUGCCCUCCUAACGGAUAAAAAGGUAGAAUCCACAGGCCAGCACGAGCCCGACGGCCAAGGCCACGGGUGAAUUCAUCGUGUGGUAGCAGGCGUGGCGGAGGUGGGUCCACACCGGCGAGGGCUCCACCAGCCGGUCCACCCUCUCGGAGAUGGCGCGCAGACGCGCGCAGAUGUCCCGCAGUUCUUGGCGCAGCUCGUCCAGGUCCAUCUGGGUCUGCCGCUUGAUCUCCACGAUCAUCUGGUAGAGCGUUAUGUUGACCUGCUGGCCGUUCCUCGUUACCUCAAACAUCUCGCGGCGGAAGGCCUCGAUGUCCGCCGGGCAAGCUUCCAUCCUCCGGCGGCGGCGUUGUGUGCGGGACGGGGCGGGUCGGGGCGCAAAUGUGUCGACGCAGCUCUCGAAAUCCUCCGUUCGACAGCGCGACAAAGGACGGCUCGCCUCUCAUACGGCACGUCAACAAAGACCGAGCAGGUGAUGAGGAGCUGUGUGAUGUCGUAUUAAGGACGGGCCAUUACAGCUGCUUCGAUAGCGCUUACCCCCGUUUGGCUCGUGGACUUUGUGCGCAAAAGAGGGACUAAACCUGGACUGGUAGCCAGCCAAUCACUGGCCACAAGUAGAGACAGACGAUCUUUCUCACUCACAGCGGCUGGGAACUGAACCUGAACAGAACAGAAGCGAGACGACUGAACUACGACGCAGCCGGAAAAACAAGUAACUGACACGUGCAAUUGCCUGUUACCGCAAACUUCGAUCCGAAAACAGUUCGAAAUCAUUUUAAGAUCAUCUUAGAACAUUACCCGUAAAAGAAAAACUGCCCCUGAAGUGCACGCGCACACUGGCAAAGACUCUCCGUAACGUCCACGAACAACCCAGGCGAAACAUACAAAGCUUGUCUCUCUGUUGAGAUGUAUCACUUCAACGUACUUUCUUCAGAACAAUUCCUAUUUACAUGGGCUUUGGCGCCAUCUUGUGGCAUCGUUGAGAUUUAUGAAAAGAGCACAAAAGGCCCAGAGAUUUGGAUCUGUGGAUAGAAAUGAAUAAAGUGGGAGUCCACAAUUUCAAAAAUGUAAUACAAAAGCAAUUAAUCAGAUACGUGAAUCCGAUUUGUUCUCGUAUGUACUCAGUGGUUUUCAAGUUUUUAAUGGCAUCGCGUUUGUGUAUUUCAUCAUGGGUUGAAUCGAGGCAACUGCAUGGACUUUUUUUGUUUUUGUUUGUCUUGUUUUAUGAAAAUAAUUUGAAAAUGACACGAUAUUAGACUAAUGAUUUACACAAACAUUGAAUAGGUGAGUUUUCCAGCAUCUAACGGAGGCUAGGGUCUACAAAGUAAAAAUCUGAGAUCUGCGAAUUGUUAUUAGCCCCCCCACCCCCUCGAACAAAAACAACUAAAAAAAAUCUGCUUGUAGCGAAAAUGAUCAAAAAUUGAUAAUGCAAUUAUGCAAUUUGGCUAACGAUUAACAAGGACAAAAAAUAUGUAGUUACAUACACAGUAUAUAAUGAUUUUUGUUUUGCAUAUUAUGCUGAUUGUAGUUAUCAACCGACUGUUUAUGUAUUUAAAAUUCCUGUUUCAUAAUUAUAUGGGCUACGUUUUUUAUUUAUUUUCUUUAUCAAAUUUAAAAAUGUAUACUCUAAACGCUGUGUUGAGCCACAUGCUACAAAAUGUUGUUCCGGAUACUACUUGUGUGACAAUAAACCUUGUGUAAGUCUAAA
Messenger RNA from Phycodurus eques (leafy seadragon), 5925 nucleotides. RefSeq names its product protein MTSS 1-like. Gene Ontology annotation, cellular component: actin cytoskeleton; cytoplasmic side of plasma membrane. Bases 322 to 2496 code for a protein of 724 amino acids. The record is from RefSeq and is a predicted model, not a curated record. NCBI's taxonomy places the organism in Eukaryota, Metazoa, Chordata, Actinopteri, Syngnathiformes, Syngnathidae. Gene Ontology annotation, biological process: plasma membrane organization; adherens junction maintenance; positive regulation of actin filament bundle assembly. Gene Ontology annotation, molecular function: actin binding; phospholipid binding. The transcript is spliced from 15 exons.